ACCUCAAACCAUUGUCUCUGCGCUUUCCUCUCUUCUCUAGCAAAAAGCUGCCCAUCUCGCAAAGCAGUAAUUUUUGGGUUUUCUUUCAGAGACAAUAAUCAAGAAAUGGAGGCAAUGAAGAUGAAGCUUUUCGUUGCAAUGAUGGUAGCUGUCUUGGCCUUGUCUGCAGUGCAGAAGGCCGCCGCCGCUGAUGCUCCGGCUCCCACCCCAGCAUCCGACGCUGCUGUUUUUGUCCCAACUUUCGUAGCUUCCCUUGCUGCGUUGGCUUUUGGGUUGUUCUAUUGAGUUUUUGGGUAGACAGCUCUCUGUACCCAUUUGCUCUUUCUUUUCCCUCUACACACUCAUUCCUCUUUUCUCAGCUGUCUCUUCCUCCUCCACGGGGGAGAUGGAUCUGAGAAGAGAGGAAAUGGGUUUUCUUUUUCCAUUUCUUUAUGUUUCUAGGUUUAAAUUUAUUUAUUGUUGAUCUUGAGUUUGAUUUGUGUGUAUCUUGUACUAUAUUGAGAUGUGGUUUUUAGAUUAGGAUAAUAAGGAGAUGAUGGGGAGGACAGUGAUGUCUUGGUGGUGUUUCUUGUAUCUUAUACCAUUUUCUCAUCUUCCCUUCAUUUGUGUAUCUGGUUUUUUCUAGUACUAAUAUAAUUUAUUCAUUUAUCUUACUCUCGCAGUGUCUGUGCCUUA
This is a messenger RNA of Rubroshorea leprosula, 675 nucleotides long. Lineage: Eukaryota; Viridiplantae; Streptophyta; Magnoliopsida; Malvales; Dipterocarpaceae. The record is from the annotation of a GenBank genome assembly.